AUGGGGAUCCCUUUGUACGCCACGCUCUUGGAUCGCUGCUACGCCGCGCGAGACUCGUUCUUGCUGCUGCGCGCUCACGCGCGCAUUCUCACGAACGGGCUCGCCGAUCACGAUCUCCUGCGGACCAAGCUCUGCGCGGCCUACGCGCGCUGCGAUCGUCUCCAUGAGUCUCUUCUCUUGUUCUCCUUCGCCACUCGCCGGCCAACGUUUCUCUACAACUCACUCAUCCGUGCUCACGCGGAUCGCUCCCGGUUCGCCUUGGCGCUCUCCUUCUUCCAGUUCAUGCUCUCCGAUGGCGUUGCGGCAAAUGUUGCCUGCGUUGCUUCCACUCUUCGAUGCGUCGCCGGCGUCGCUUCCCUCCGCCUCGGCCGCCUUCUUCAUUCCCAUGCCGUUGUCUCGUCUCUCUUAUCUCAAGAUCCCUCCAUUCCCAACUCCCUCAUAGCAAUGUACUCCAGCUGUGGAGAUUUACCAUCUGCUCGCAAGGUGUUCGACGAUAUGCGUCAGCGAAAAAACUUGGUCUCAUAUACCUCAAUGAUCAGCGCACUUGGUACUCAUGGACAUUCCAAAGAAGCGUUCAGCUUGUUCGAGAAAAUCUUGGAGGAAGGUGAAAGGCCAGAUUCGAAGGCUAUCACAGCAGUGCUUGCGGCGUGCGCCCGUGAAGGACUGGUGGAGGAGGGGAGGCGAGUAUUCAAAAUGAUCAGGGCGCGAAGGUUUGGUGCAGUGAGCAUGGGAGUGGAGCAUUUUACAUGCAUGGUGGAUUUGCUUGGGACUGCGGGGUUGGUGGAGGAGACGGAGGUGUUGAUACAUGGGAUGGAUGGGAAGCCGGAUGAGGCGAUGCUCACGGCCUUGCUGAAGGCGUGCCAAACGCAUGGGAAAUUUGAUGCCACCGAGAGAGUGUGGGGUGUGCUGCUCAAGCAAUGCCGCAUGCGCGGGCGGCUGGACGUGGCCGAGAGAAUAGCGGAGCAAGUGUACGGGUCGGGGCGCUGA
Molecule: messenger RNA, 987 nt
Organism: Dioscorea cayenensis subsp. rotundata (Guinea yam)
Lineage: Eukaryota; Viridiplantae; Streptophyta; Magnoliopsida; Dioscoreales; Dioscoreaceae
Product: putative pentatricopeptide repeat-containing protein At1g56570
Exons: 1
Coding region: 1-987 (328 amino acids)
Biological process (GO): RNA modification
Molecular function (GO): RNA binding; protein binding
Source: RefSeq, a predicted model, not a curated record